This is a messenger RNA of Aspergillus uvarum CBS 121591, 749 nucleotides long. Its product is annotated as Mpv17/PMP22 family protein. Lineage: Eukaryota; Fungi; Ascomycota; Eurotiomycetes; Eurotiales; Aspergillaceae. The record is from RefSeq and is a predicted model, not a curated record. Gene Ontology annotation, cellular component: membrane; mitochondrion; cytoplasm. The transcript is spliced from 5 exons. The coding region runs from base 70 to 615 and encodes 181 amino acids.
CCCAUCAUAUUCCCUCUAUUGUUCAUUUUGACCUCUACUUGAAUAAGAUUCAUAGACACAACAACCACAAUGUUUGCCUGGUACCAACGAAGUCUCAUCCAACGACCCUACCUCACGCAGGGUCUAACCACAGCCGCCCUCUUCGCCCUAGGCGACGGCCUCGCGCAAACCGCCAUCGAGAAACGCCCCCUGUCCGAAUACGAUGUAAUGCGCAGCAGCCGGAUGGCGCUGUACGGUGGUGCCGUCUUCGGCCCCGUGGCCACAAAAUGGUACCAACUCCUGCAAGCCCGCGUAGCCUUCCGCUCCGCAGGCAGCACCCUGGUCGCCCGCGUCGGCGCAGACCAGCUCCUCUUCGCGCCGACGAUGAUCGGCGUGUUCCUGAGCAGCAUGUCGCUCCUCGAAGGCAAGAGCCCCGCCGACAAGCUGUCCCGGAGUUACUGGGACGCGCUGCGCGCGAACUGGACGGUGUGGCCCGCCGUGCAGGCGGUGAAUCUAUUCCUGGUGCCCCUGCCCUUUCGGGUGUUGGUGGUGAAUGUGGUCAAUGUUGGGUGGAAUUGUUUUAUGAGUUUAAUCAAUAAUGCCCCGCGCGGGGAGGAGCAGCCGAUUGGAGCUUGAGUCAUUUGUAGAGUGCUGGGUAGAGGUGGUUUGGGUUUGGGGUUAGAUGGAGGGGUUCUUUAUGUAUGAUUCAGGUGGUGGUUCGUGUUGCUUGGUUGUAUAGAUGGUAUAGAUCGGAGGGACUUGAUUCUGGG